This is a messenger RNA of Pyricularia pennisetigena, 903 nucleotides long. RefSeq lists its product as uncharacterized. The transcript has 3 exons. Lineage: Eukaryota; Fungi; Ascomycota; Sordariomycetes; Magnaporthales; Pyriculariaceae. Gene Ontology annotation, molecular function: manganese ion binding. The coding region runs from base 1 to 903 and encodes 300 amino acids. Gene Ontology annotation, cellular component: cell wall. The record is from RefSeq and is a predicted model, not a curated record.
AUGCGUCACAGUUCGGCUUUUACAAUCCCUAGCUUUCUUUCCAUCGUUGCUAUAUUAGCUUCGGCUCAAGCGUCCCCAAAACCCACGGAAUGUUCAGCGUUUAGUGGAGACGCAACCUCGACUUUGGCAGCCCGCUGCACGUCUCCGUCGAUUCCGGCUUUGGCCAGGUCUUCCCAGAGCUCUGAAAAUCGUGAAGAAAAAGCAAAUCAAGAACUCAGCUUGACGCAACAACUUUUUCUCGCAUCAAGGCAAGAGAUUGGGAUUCGCGUUUGCUUUUGCUUGCUCGUGUUUGCUAACAAAUCCCAAAGCGCCGCGGACCGGUUUAAUCUUCUCCCGGACGAUUCUCAGUUUGUGUUCAACUUCAAUCAGACCCAGGAAGGCGCCGGCGAUGGUGGCAUGCUUGUAGCCGCAAACCGCAAAACCUUUCCCGCCUUGGUCGGGACGGGUUCUGGGAUGGCCGUUGGUCGUGUGGGGCCUUGUGGCCUCAAUACCUUCCACACCCACCCCCGAUCGGCAGAGCUGCAACUGGUCGUUGAAGGACGUCUUGUUACUGAAAUGAUGCCCGAAAACGGAAUCGUGGACGGCGAAGGAAAGCCCCGCGUAAUCAAGAACGAGAUUGGAACUUACCAGAUGACGCCGUUUUAUCAAGGAUCUAUUCACACGCAGUUCAACCCUGAUUGUUCCGAUGCCGUAUUCGUUGCUGCUUUUUCCAGCGAGGAUCCCGGCGCCGGCCAGGUGGUCGAGCAGACGGUCGCGUUCACGGACGACCUGAUCGCCGCCGCGUUUGGGCAGUCGAUUUCUGGCGAAAACAUUGAGGCCGUGCGCAAGGCGAUUCCCACUAGCAUUGCUCUUGGGGUGGAAAGCUGCCUGCAAAGGUGUGGCAUUGAGAAGAAGUCGAGGUGA